Messenger RNA from Doryrhamphus excisus (bluestripe pipefish), 4571 nucleotides. It is a transcript of the gene aph1b, whose product is annotated as aph-1B gamma-secretase subunit. The record is from RefSeq and is a predicted model, not a curated record. Gene Ontology annotation, biological process: positive regulation of catalytic activity; protein processing. Gene Ontology annotation, cellular component: membrane. Lineage: Eukaryota; Metazoa; Chordata; Actinopteri; Syngnathiformes; Syngnathidae.
UGCUCCGGAGACUGGCGGAAGUAGAGGCACUUCUCGGUACACUUAUUAUCAACAAGAAAAACAGCAGCCAUUAUAUUAUAUUUAAAUAAGGUCUCAUAUCAAUUGCUUGUGUAUAAAACUUAUCAAAGCGCUCUACUUUGUGCGCGGCUUCACCAAGAAUUGCCACAAUGACGGCGGCGGUGUUUUUUGGCUGUACCUUCAUUGCCUUCGGCCCUGCUAUUGCUCUGUUCCUGUUUACCAUCGCCAGGGAACCACUGCGUGUUAUUUUCCUCAUAGCUGGAGCUUUUUUCUGGCUGGUUUCUCUUCUACUGGCAUCUCUGGUUUGGUUCAUCUCUGUCCAGAUCAGCAAUAAGGACAGCGCCGAGCAGCAGAAAGGCCUCCUCAUCUUUGGUGUGGUGUUGUCCGUUCUCCUGCAGGAGACCUUCCGCUUUGCUUACUACAAGCUGCUCAAGAAAGCGAAUGAAGGUCUUCUGACCCUGAGUCAGGAGGAGACCAUGCCCAUCUCCAUAAGACAACUGGCCUACGUGUCCGGCCUCGGCUUCGGCUUCAUGAGUGGAGCGUUCUCCGUGGUCAACAUUCUGGCUGACUCUGUCGGCCCGGGAACUGUUGGCAUCCAUGGAGACUCGCAGCAUUACUUCUUGUCUUCAGCAUUCAUGACGAUGGCCAUCAUCCUCCUGCACAUGUUCUGGGGCGUUGUCUUUUUUGACGCCUGCGAGAAGAAGCGAUGGUGGGCGGUGGCUUCUGUUGUCGUCAGUCAUCUCCUCGUUUCCUGUCUGACUUUCCAGAAUCCGGAAUAUGUCGGAAGUUUGGUUCCCACCUACGUCAUCUUGUUCCUAAUGGGAAUGUGGGCCUUUUACUCUGCCGGUGGCUCGCUGAGGAACCUCAAACUUUGCCUCACGUGCAAGGACAAGGACUUCCUGCUCGCCAAUCACCGGCCCAGAUAACGCAACACUCCCGGGAGCGUGCGGGACUCUACAUCCAAAGAUAACACACACACACACAAACACACACACACACAAACACACACUAAAUCCAUAUGAGAGAUAAUAUGAGUUAUGAAUUGAAUUUUGGAACAUAAUGGUAUUUUAUUGUUAAAAAAAAAAAAAAAGGUACCGUAAAAGCAGUGAAUGUUUUGCAGAAGAAAUCUAACAUUCCCAUGGAGGUUCACAUCUAAAAUCACUGAGCAUGCACGGUGCACCAUGUUUGAUUCCUACCACUUUUUCACGUUAAAGUCUCAAUAUUAUUACAUUCAUGUCCGGUGUUUUUUUUUUUUUUUUUUUUCUCUCAGGCUGCAUGGUGGUUGAGUGGUUAGGUCACAUGUCUCACAGCUAGGAGACCCGAGUUCAAUUCCACACUCGGCUAUCUCUGUGUGGAGUUUGCGUGUUCUCCCCCUGUGCAUGCGUGAGUUUUCUCCGGGUACUCCGGUUUCCUCCCAUAUUAUAUUUUUAAAAUAUUGGCUGUACGGUGGUCGAGUGGUUAGCGCACAGGCCUCACAGCUAGGAGACCCGAGUUCAAUUCCACACUCGGUUAUCUCUGUGUGGAGUUUGCGUGUUCUCCCCCCGUGCAUGCGUGGGUUUUCUCCGGGUACUCCGGUUUCCUCCCACAUUAUAUUUUUAAAAUAUUGGCUGUACGGUGGUCGAGUGGUUAGCGCACAGACCUCACAGCUAGGAGACCAAGGUUAAAUUCCACCCUCGGCCAUCUCUGUUUUUGCACGUUCUCCCCCGUCCGUGCAUGUGUGGGUUUUCUCCGGGUACUCCGGUUUCCUCCCACAUUCCAAAAACAUGCUAGGCUAAUUCUAAUUAGCGACUACAAAUUGUCCAUAGGACAGCUGGGAUAGGCUCCAGCACUGCCGCGAUCCUCGUGAGGGUAAACGGUAGAAAAUGAAUGAAUGAAUGAAUUUGGGCCGCAUGGUGAAUGAGUGGUUAGCACGCAGGCCUCACAGCUAGGAGACCCGAGUUCAAUUCCACACUCGGCCAUUUCUGUUUUUCCCGGGUACUCCGGUUUCCUCCCACAUUCCAAAAACAUGCUAGGCUAAUUAGCGACUCCAAAUUGUCCAUAGGUAUGAAUGUGAGUGUGAAUGGUUGUUUGUCUGGGAUAGGCUCCAGCACCCCCCGCGAUCCUCUUGAGGAUAAGCGGUAGAAAAUGAAUGAAUGAAUGAAUUAAUGAAUUUGGGCUGCAUGGUGAAUGAGUGGUUAGCACGCAGGCCUCACAGCUAGGAGACUGGGGUUCAAUUCCCCCCAUCUCUGUGUGGAGUUUGCAUGUUCUCCACCGUGCAUGCGUGGGUUUUCUCCGGGUACUCCGGUUUCCUUCACAUUCCAAAAACAUGCUAGGUUAAUUAGCGACUCCAAAUUGUCCAUAGGUAUGAAUGUGAGUGUGAAUGGUUGUUUGUCUGGGAUAGGCUCCAGCACCCCCCUGCGAUCCUCUUGAGGAUAAGCGGUAGAAAAUGAAUGAAUGAAUGAAUGAAUGAAUUUGGGCCGCAUGGUGAAUGAGUGUUUAGCACGCAGGUCUCGCAGCUAGGAGACUGGGGUUCAAUUCCCCCCAUCUCUGUGUGGAGUUUGCAUGUUCUCCCCGUGCAUGCGUGGGUUUUCUCCGGGUACUCCGGUUUCCUCCCACAUUCCAAAAACAUGCUAGGUUAAUUAGUGAAUCCAAAUUAACUAAUUAAUUAAUUAACUAAUUAAUUAAUUAGCGACUCCGGAGUAAAAACCCGAAAAAAAAAACACGCAUGCACGGGGAGAACAUGCUUAACUCCACACAGAGAUGGCCGAGCGUGGAAUUGAACCCUCGUCUCCUAGCUGUGAGGUUUGUACGCUAACCACUCAUCCACCGUGCAGCCAUUAUUAUUAUUAUUUUAAAAAAAAAGUGCAGCCAACACAAACAAACGAGCUGUAAAAUUGUGAUCUCCGAAUGUUCCAUUUCUUUCUUGCCUUUCUUUUUAAUAUGAUUUCGUCUCAUUUUUGUUGUCGUAAUUUUAACAUGAAAAUGAUUUUACGUGUUAAAUGUUUUUUUUCUCACGAGUAAGUGUAAGUUAUAAGUGCUUCCUGUUUACAUCUUUUAAACAGCAGGCAAUUUGUUGCAAAAUUUCACCGUCAAACUUCUAGACAAGCGUGCCAAUUUCUGUUUGUUCUGUAAGUUUCGUAGAACUAAGAAAAAACAAAAAAAAAGUGCAAAAAAAACAAAAGAGCAAAAUAGAAAAAUUUCACUUGUUUGCACCGCCUUUCUAAUAAAUCUGUUGUUCUGUUUUCAAAUGUUGCAUAUUCAUAUUUUUUCAUUUUAACUUGCCUUGUGUUUCAAAUGCUUUCACAAUUUAAUAGGAAAUACUGCAAAUACCGUCGAGUUAGCAUUUAGCAUGCACACCGUGACUUCCUGUUCAAUGCCAAGCAAUCUGUUCAGAAGACUCUUAUUACAACACACACAAGCUAGAGUUCUUAUUUACGUCUUAUAUUGCUUCUUUUCUCAGAUUAUAUCCAUUAUAUAAAUAUCAAUGUGACUCUAGGGGUGUUAUUUCAUGUCUAGAGGGCUCUAAAAAUGUUAAAAGUGUUUUUAGAAGAUUGGAAACAAUUUUUUUGUGCCCCAACUACAAGGAAUAUAUAAUUCAUGGAGAAGGAAAGUUACUUAGGUUAGUUAGCAUGCAGGUCUCACAGCUAGGAGACCCGGGUUCAAUUCCACCCUCGGCUAUCUCUGUGUGGAGUUUGCAUAAAAAUGCGUAUUUUCCCCAUUCGGGUGUUUAAAAAAAAAAAAAAAACACAACAAAGACAACAAACAUGUUCACCAAUUCUGUUCAUAAUUUUCAUGGAUAAAAUCUCUAUAUAGACGCAGCCAAGGCAUCAAUGGGGUCCGGUUCUGGGGGGCGGAUGAUGUGGUGUCAAUUUCCCAGCCGAUCCAUGUUCCCACCCUCACCGUGAUGGUUAUGAGGUUUAGCUUGUGACCGUAAGAACGAGAUCGGGUGAGGACCUCAGUCAUCCGGGAUCCUUAAGUUAAUCACAAAAAUAAUAAUUUAAAAAUAAAAAUCUUACGCCCCCAUUUUUUAUCCUGUAGAACUAUCUCUGAGAACCCCCACCCCCGCACCACCCCUGUCUUUUUUUUCUCCAUUUAUGAAAGAGGAAACCCCCUUGCUGUAGGAAACAAAGCCAACGGGGGUCUCUGAGGGCCCCAUAGAAGUCAAAGACCUUUAUAGAGGGCAUAGAAAGGAGACAUUCAGGAAGUGUGGCCGCCGCCAAUAGAACCCGGGGCGGCUGGGGGGGGGGGGGUGGUGGUUAGCCUAUGUUCAUAUUUUGAACUCCCCCCACCCCAAAUGUAAGUUUGACGACGGUAAAUAUUUGUUGUCCUUUCACAAGGUCACUCGGUGUCAGUAAUGUUAGUGGAAUGAUUUGACGGCCAAAACAACAAGCCUUUAUUGCAGGUUGGAAUGAACUCACUACAGGCACGAUAAUACGUCAAAAAUCAGACAAAAAAAGGUUGCACGGUGGAUGAGUGGUUGGCACACGGGUCUCGCAGCAAGGAGACCCGAGUUCAAUUCCACCCUCGGGCCAUCUCUGUGUGGAGUUUGCAUGUUUUCACCGGGUACUCCAGUU